ACGGUUUUGCAAUGCGAUGGUGCGAUACUACGAGGUGCUAUCCACUUGUUCGAUAAUUGGCUUUUGUCGAUUAUCUCGAUAUCUCGCGUUAUAUAGUCGUUUAAUCGAGGCGGAGCUAGGUCAGAACGCGACGAGGCAUCUAUCGUCACAUCGCCUCGCGAUAUUUUCGUUUUCGCGCCGGAUUCCAUCGCCGCCAUGACGGAGGCCAAGGAGGAAACGUGGAAGAGGAAGAGGGUUUCUCUCGGAGUCGGCGGUGCCUUGGUGGAGCUGGAGCAGGAUCCCGAACGUGGUAGCUGGGCCAAUCCCAUCGAGUUUGUUCUAUCCUGCAUCGGGUAUGCCGUUGGCAUUGGCAAUGUUUGGCGUUUCCCUUACCUUGUAUAUCGUAAUGGCGGUGGUGCUUUUAUAAUUCCGUUCGUUUUAAUGCUGAUAACCAUGGGAUUACCGAUAUUUUUUUUGGAACUGGCCGUUGGACAGUAUUCCGGGCUCGGCCCUAACGAGGCGUUCAAACGUAUGGCGCCGGCACUCGAGGGCCUCGGUUAUUGCACCCUGGUCGUCAUUUUGCUCGUAAUGGUCUACUACAUGGUGAUCGUUGCCUGGACACUCUUCUACACGUUCCUCUCGUUCCUGCCGAAGCUCAGUUGGGCCUACUGCGACAACGAUUUCAACACGAACCAUUGUUACAGCGGGCUUCAAGAGAUUCAAUGUCAAACGGACGAUCCGGAAACGAUAUUUUACAACAAGAGUUGUAUAUCGGCCAGCCACGUAUGCCGGAGCUUCGAUUUCGACGAUGGGAACGUCACGCAUUGUUUCAAAGCUGACAAAGUGGAACUCCUUCGAAACCUUUACACACGGAUCCUUUCGUCGGAGGAAUAUUUCAACGACUAUGUGCUCGGUAUACGAGGAGCUACGUGGGAACACUUCGGAGGCGUGAGAUGGGAAUUGUUAGGAUGUCUGACCCUCGCUUGGAUAAUCUGCUUCUUGUGUCUGAUGCGUGGCGUCCAAUCCAUUGGAAAAAUCGUCUACUUCACCGCCCUUUUCCCCUACGUCAUGCUUAUAGCGUUGCUGAUACGAGGCGUGACGUUGGAAGGUGCCCUCGACGGCUCUCUUUGGUUCAUCAUGCCAAAAUGGUCCACCUUGCAAUCAACCAGUGUCUGGGCGGAUGCCGCCUCCCAAGUUUUCUAUUCCCUCGGUAUCGGUUGCGGUUCCCUGAUCACGCUCUCGAGCUACAGCAACUUCAACAACAAUUGUCACAGAGACGCGAUAUUCGUAAGUUUCACGAACCUAGCCACGUCGAUUUUCGCCGGUUUCGUCAUCUUCUCGAUCAUGGGAUUCCUCGCCCACCAAAUGGGGGUUUCGGUCGAGGAUGUGAUACAGAGUGGAGCGGGGCUUGCGUUCAUCGCGUAUCCGGAAGCGGUGGUGCGGAUGCCGUUGCCCAACGUGUGGGCCGUCCUCUUCUUCGUCAUGCUGUUCAUCCUGGGUAUCGGGAGCCAAUUCGCAGGCGUGCAGGCGAUAAACACCGCCAUAUUGGACCUCCGGCCGGAUUUACGAAAACGGGAGAGGCUGGUCGUGUUGGGUAUAUGCGUCACUUGCUGGUUCCUCGCCAUACCGAUGGUGUUCGACGGAGGUAUUUACCUGUUCACGCUGAUGGACUGGAACACCGCUUCUUGGGCGAUACUAUUGAUCGGCAUUGCCGAGGUCGGCGUGGUAGGCUGGUGUUACGGGUGCAACAAAUUCCUGCGUAACAUAGCCGAGAUGCAAAUGCGGUUCAACCUUUUGCUCCGCAGAUACUGGUGGCUCAGCUGGGUCGUGCUCGCGCCUAUCACUUGCCUGGUGGUGUUCGUGUAUCAAAUAUAUACGUACGAGAUGCCUCGUUAUGGCAAGUACAUAUUCCCUAACUGGGCGAAUGCGAUCGGAAUACUGAUCGGCCUGUCGACCCUCGCCCCGAUGCCGUUGUUCUUCAUCCGCCGCGUUUGGAAAGGGCCGAGGGACCGCAGCAUGUUUCGACCAAAGAAGACGUGGGGGCCGGCCGUGGAAAAAAGUAAGGACGCCGUGUCCACGGUGUCCGUCAAGGUAUCCGAACCGCGUGGGAACGAGUCGCAGGAGAAUUCCGUUUAACUCGACGUGACAUGACGAGUUUCGACCAAAUCCAUCCAUCCUUCUUCUUCUUCUUCUUCCACGAUUCUAGUCACGUGGAAGAAAAGAGAAAAAGAAAAAACGCUCUCUUC
Molecule: messenger RNA, 2225 nt
Organism: Apis florea (little honeybee)
Lineage: Eukaryota; Metazoa; Arthropoda; Insecta; Hymenoptera; Apidae
Product: sodium- and chloride-dependent glycine transporter 2
Biological process (GO): nitrogen compound transport; sodium ion transmembrane transport; amino acid import across plasma membrane
Cellular component (GO): plasma membrane
Molecular function (GO): amino acid:sodium symporter activity; glycine transmembrane transporter activity
Source: RefSeq, a predicted model, not a curated record